UCGAUCCCCCAUACCAAACCAGCGAGCGACGGGCAAGAUACCAAAUUUUGCACGAAUUUGUGCGAAUAGCGGUAGCUAUUGGAGGCACAAAUUUGGGCGAAUAUCCACAGCGUUUGGGGAUUACCCUGUUAUCUGAUCGCCGCGCUCCAGGCGGAAGCGGCUGCAAGUAGAAAUACGGCGAUCACGACCUCAACUCAGAUCGUCAGCAUCAGCCGCAGAAGUCGCAGUCAGAGCGCACUGUGGUGUACUGGACGUGUUUCUUCUUAUUCAGCACGGGUCAAGGUCACCAAAGAAAUCCUUGAAAACGUCCCUGUGGCGGGGCCGAACACUCAAGAUCCGGUCAUCAACCUGACACUGUUGUGUCUCUCCGUCACGAAAGAAAGCACUUCGGCGUGCCCCCUGCUGCACACGCGUCAUGUCCUCGGAUAUCGUCGUGGUGGAGCUGCCGGUGCUUCCGGCCGACGUCCUGGUGGCGGUGAUGCAGUUUCUCCCGGUGAAGGACGUCCUCGCCUGCCGCCUCGUGUGCAAGGAGCUCGCGGACCUCGCCCUCUGCGGCGACGUGUGGCGUCACCGGCAACUCGCGGGCGACCACUCGCGCGCCAGCGCGGUGCUGCGGCUGGCGCCGCGCCUGGACGAGGUCUUCGUCCAUCGACGCACCCUCCUGGCCAUGACCACGACGAAGUGCGCCGUGUCAAAGCUGACUCUAUUAGCUGAUUUGUCUUGGUUCUACUGCAGCGCCAGACACGACGCACGGUUCCCACUGUACGCGGAGGCGGUGCGGAACCAGGAAGCGCUCGGGCGCCUGCGGCAGUUGACGCUGCGCUCCGAUAUGCGGUUGAUGAACCAGAAGAAGAUCAAAGCCGACGUGCUGGUCAGCGCCCUGGCGACGUGCUCUGGUCUGAAGAAGCUUACUAUCGACACUGUUGAACUACAAACCGACAAGCCCGUCACUGCCGGGCCAAUCCGACCUUCCCUCGAGUUUUUCCGAUGCCGCGCUACCGACGACAACUCGGUGUCCUUCGUGAACACGAUGCUGGCCGGCCACGGCGCCACCCUGGAGGAGGUCGACAUCAUCAGCUCAGGUCCGCUGUGGUUUAAGAAGCCCGUCGACUGGGCGGACGCGUCGCCGGCCCACCUGCUGGCCGCCAUGCCCAACCUCCGCACUCUCCGGUGCGACAUGACCAUGCCCGGGCUGGAGGCCGUGGCGGCGUGCACGACGCUCAGGGCGUUGUGGCUCGGCGCGUGCGAGUCCGAGUGGGGCGACGGCGUCGCCGCCAUCGAGGGAGCCUCGGAGCUGCUCCGCCGAGCCGACCAGCUCCGCGAAGUCGGUCUGGACCGCCGUUGCGAAGCCUUUAGCCUUAGCCCCGACGUCGGCCGAACGCUGUUGGAGGCCCUGGCCUCGUCCGGGAAGUCACAGGUGGAGCGGCUGUCCCUCGUCGCCUUCUUGGAUGUGCGCCCGCUGUUGAGCGCGCUACCCUCGCUGCCGGCCCUGCGCACCCUGGCCGUCGUGAACACAGACUUCCUCGAGGAGCUCAUGGAAUUCCCGCCGGAGGGCAUCCCGUGCAUCCACUCGUGGAUCCACAGUGACGAGGUGAAAGCCGCGCUCCUGUCCAACCCCUCUCUCCACAUCCUCCUGCAGGGGCGGUACGAUUGCGACCAGGAAGACUGCGAGUCGUGCCAGCGCUACUGCCACCAAGAAAUCAAGCUGUUGAGGCACGUCGGAACGGGGGUGCAAAUCUGUCUUUUCUCGCACGAAAUCGGCAAAUGUCCCUCCUCGAAACGCCACUCUGAAUGGCUCUCGUGGGUCAUCGAAAUAACUCACGACUCUUUGUGCGAUCCCGAAGACAAUGACGUAGCAAUUAUUCAAGGUGGUAUUGGUGGGUUAUGAAUGUUACCCGUCGUAGUGCUUCUCUGACUGGCACGUGAAUAAAAGUUCUUCUUCAAUCGG
Frankliniella occidentalis (western flower thrips) is the source of this 1948-nucleotide messenger RNA. RefSeq lists its product as uncharacterized. Gene Ontology annotation, molecular function: protein binding. NCBI's taxonomy places the organism in Eukaryota, Metazoa, Arthropoda, Insecta, Thysanoptera, Thripidae. The transcript is spliced from 2 exons. The record is from RefSeq and is a predicted model, not a curated record. Bases 416 to 1888 code for a protein of 490 amino acids.